This is a messenger RNA of Diplodia corticola, 1038 nucleotides long. RefSeq names its product terpene synthase metal binding domain protein. The record is from RefSeq and is a predicted model, not a curated record. Bases 1 to 1038 code for a protein of 345 amino acids. NCBI's taxonomy places the organism in Eukaryota, Fungi, Ascomycota, Dothideomycetes, Botryosphaeriales, Botryosphaeriaceae. The transcript has 5 exons.
AUGGCGGCUGUCGAAGGGCUCACAAGUGGCGGGGAACUGCCAAGAAAAUACGUGCGCAUCCCAGACAUGUUCGCGUCCAUCAUGUCUGUUGCACCCCGGGUGAACCCACACUACCACAAAGUCAAACAAGAAGCUGAGAAGUGGGCGAUCAGCGUGCUCAGUCUAGAUGAGCAGCAAGCAAUGAAGUGCUCAAUGGCGGACGUCACUUACCUUGCUGCCUUAUGGGUACCGGACGCUGAUGAAGAGGCGCUACGCGUUUUCGCAGAUUGGAUGCAUUGGGUCUUUUACUUUGACGAUCAGUUUGACGAGGGGCAUCUUAAGGACGAUCCGGAAGCUGCAAAGGAAGAGAUUUUGGCUACGCUCGCAACGAUGGAUGAUGGUCAUCCAGUAGUCGCCGCAAGCGACAACCCUCUGAGAUACGUGUUCCAGUACACGUGGCUCUGUUUCCAGAAGAGAGCAUCGCCAGAUCUUCAGAAAAGAUAUAAGAAGUCGAUCGAAGACUAUUUUGACGGAGUGCUGAGACAGGUCGACAUCGCGUCCGGAUCGACCACGGUAGGGGUCGAAGAGUUUAUGCACUCCAGGAGAAGCGCCAUUGGCGUGUAUCCUGCUCAGGACUUGGCCGAAUACGCGCGUGGGAUCGAAUUGCCAACGCACGUGUUUGACGACAAGGCAGUGAUGGAACUGCGGCGUAUCUCGUCGGACAUUACGUGCUUGCAGAAUGACAUUCUUUCGUACCGAAAGGACUUGGCAGAGGGGACUGAACACAACAUCAUCCAUGUUUACCGGAAGCAGGGCCUCUCGGAGCAGCAGGCGGUAGAUGCGGUUGACGGCAUGUUCAAUGGCCUCUACAAGCACUGGUACCUCGCGCUUGCCGAGAUAGCGCCUUGGGGCGAGCAGGUGGACCGGGAGAUGCUCAAAUACAUCGAUUGUUGCCGCGACGUUGCGCUAGGCAAUCUCUACUGGAGUUUCGAGACGGGUCGGUAUCUUGGAAAGGAAGGCGAAACCGUGCACAGGACGCGUAUGAUGGCGGUUCCGUGA